Hermetia illucens (black soldier fly) is the source of this 6202-nucleotide messenger RNA. Its product is annotated as zinc finger protein 729-like. The transcript has 6 exons. The record is from RefSeq and is a predicted model, not a curated record. Gene Ontology annotation, cellular component: chromosome. The coding region runs from base 133 to 5835 and encodes 1900 amino acids. Gene Ontology annotation, biological process: regulation of transcription by RNA polymerase II. NCBI's taxonomy places the organism in Eukaryota, Metazoa, Arthropoda, Insecta, Diptera, Stratiomyidae. Gene Ontology annotation, molecular function: chromatin insulator sequence binding; zinc ion binding.
ACGUCUUCGAUGUGAAGUUCUUUACUCAAAACAAGUGCUCGAAUGAUUCGCGCGUAUUAAUUAACCUUUCAAAACGCUCCGAAUUUAGACCCCAAUACGGGGGUUCGUAGAUAGUAGAAAACAUUAAACAAUAUGGAUGAAGGAAAUACGGUUCUUCCGGAUUCGGGAUUCGCCACGGACCUUAAGUAUGAGGAGGAAAUUCUAAAUGAGCUCCUGGAAGACAGUGAUUAUGAAGAUCCUUUGAGUACCGAACAGAGGGUGUCAGUUGCUGGAGCCGCUUGUGAUGUUUGCAAAGGUGGUUUCGACAGUGUCGAAUCACUCAAAAACCACUUGAAGCUUUUCCAUUCAGACGAUGUUGUGGACGACGACGGCCUGGAUAAAGGUACCGCCGCAGAGGAGUCAACUAGCAAAAAGGAGGGAAUUGAUGAUCAAGUUGAUACAAUAUCUGAUCUCGCAUCAAAUUCGGUGGAUAAAAAUACGCGGAAAACUAGUGGCGUAAAGAAAAAUGGAUUAAAGUCGGAGUUCCUAUACUAUGAAGUCGGAAAGUCGAGCAAAUCGAAAGUGAUAGUUACAGCCGAACCCGUUUAUGAUGAGAAAAAACUCUAUUGCAUAACAUGUGAUCGCCAAUUGGCCUCGAGGACGGCCUUCAGGCGACAUAGGCAUUAUCAUAAGGCACAAUUCCAUAAAGUAGCUGCUACCGAUUCGAAUCGUGACAGUCAAGAAGAUGUUUCAAUGGAGCUUGCAGCAAAGGAUGAAUUAGAUAUUAAUGACUUAGGAAUUAAGGAUUCAGUGCACGAUACGUCAAAUGUUGAAAAUGGGGACGACGACAACUACGAUGAUCACGAUGCGGUACAAGAGAACUCGUAUUCCGUAAAUCUGGAUGAUUCAGAUAGUUCUUCCGACGAUCGUUUAUCGAAAAGUUGCACGAAGGUUGAAGCUAAUACAUCAAAGGUCACCGAUAUGGCGAACGAAACGGCAAAAGCUUCGUCACAGGUGAAAAUGGUGUACUCUGAAAAUCCGAUUUACGACUACGCAAGGAGUUUCUGCGUAACAUGUAAUCAUAAAUUCUCCUCUAGGAAGGCGCUUAGGUGUCAUAAAUUCCAUCACAAUAGAAAGAUUCUUGAAAGGCAAGGCAUUAAAAGAAAAGAGCCCCCAUUGACUUGCGAAAUAUGCCUCAAACGAUAUACUCUGGAGCGUUCCUUACGGGAGCACAUUGUGACACAGCACGGAGAUAAGAUUCCACCAUCCCUUCAAAACGAUCCAACAUAUCUUAUGUGCAAAUUUUGUCAUAAAAAAUUUGAAAAGCCAACGGAACGUUACCAACACGAGGAAGAUCACCUUAGCGAAGAAAAUCCGUAUCGAUGCUCGGUAUGCCCGAAGUCUUUCCCACGUAACUGGAAGCGCCAACUUCACGAAUUAGUUCAUAAAGGAAAGGAUUGGAAAGAACCAGUGCAAAUGGUGUUUUCUGAUAAUCCCAGCUUCGAUAACGAGAAAAAUUUCUGUAUCACGUGUAACUACAAAUUUUCUACGAAGGGCAGCUUCAACCAUCAUAAAAAUAAACAUAAAGCGAAAAUUCGUGAAAAGCAAGCUUUUGAAAAGGCUGAGGAAAUAUUAUCUUGCGAAUUAUGCGGAAGACAGUAUACAUCAGAGUUUGCCCUAAGGCAGCAUACAGUGAUUUAUCACGAAGACACAAUUCCAUUAUUUUUUAAAGACGAUCCAACAUACCUUCAAUGCCAAUUUUGUGAUAAGCAAUUUGAAAAACCAACAGAACGUUACCAACACGAGGAAACUCACGUUGAGGAAGAAAUGCCGUAUCGAUCAACCAAAGAGACAGAUGAUACAAUAGCUGACAUCCCAUCAUAUUCCCCGAAGACCAUUGUCGCAGCGAAAUCAAACAUGGUAGUUACAGCCAAACCCCUUUAUGAUGACGAAGAACUGUUUUGCUUAUCAUGCGAUCGACAAUUUGACACGAAAAAGGCCUUCUGGCGGCAUAAGACUUACCAUAAAGAAAAAUAUCGCCAACAAGCAAUUGCUCAUUGGAAUUUUGGCAGUCAAGGAGAUGCUUCAAUGGAUACAGUAAAGGAUGAUCUCUAUACUGAGGACUUCGAAAUUGACGAUUCAGUUGAUCCAAUAGCUGACAUCGCAUCACAUUCGACGGACAAAAAUACGCGGAAAGCAAGUAUUGUAAAGAAAAAUGGAUUUAUUACGGAAUUCCUAGACAUUGAAUUCGGCAAGUCGAGGAAAUCAAAAGUGGUGGUUACAGCCAAACCCGUUUAUGAUCAGAAAAGACUCUAUUGCAUAACAUGUGAUCGUCAAUUGGCCUCGAAGACGGCCUUUAGGCGACAUCGGCAUUAUCAUAAAACAAGAUUCCAACUAACUGCCGCUGCCCAUUGGAAACGUCGCAAUCAAGGAGAUGUUUCACAAGAAAUUGAUAAUGACGAUUCAGCGCACGAUGCGUCAAAUGUUGAAACUGCAGGCGAUGACAACGACGAGGAUCAUGAUCCGUUACAAAUCCAAUCAUACGCUGAAUCAGAUAGAUCUUCUGACGAUUACUUACCGGAAAAGAAUGGAAACGAAUCGAAAGAACCAUUAAAAAUGGUGGUUGCUGAGAACCCUGCCUACGAUAGCAAGAACAAGUUCUGUAUCACAUGUAACUAUCAAUUCUCUUCUAGGGCCAAUUUCAAGUACCAUAAACUUCAGCAUAAAGUGAAAAUUCUUGAAAGGCAAGUGGCUCAGACGGCCGGGCAGCCAUUAACUUGCGAAUUAUGCCGUAAACGGUAUAGAACGGAAUUUGCCCUAAGGCGACAUGGAGUGCGUUACCACGGAAAUGCAAUUCCAAAAUUUUUCAAAGACGAUCCAAGCUACCUUCAAUGCCGAUUUUGUCAUAAACAAUUUGAAAGACCACUCGAACGUCACCAACACGAGGAAGAUCACGCCAGCGAAACAGCUCCGUAUCGAUGCCCGUUCUGCCCGAAAACUUUCGAAAGUAAUUAUAAACGGAAAAAUCAUCAAAUACUUCAUAACGAGAAGGGGUGGAAACCACCACUGAAAAUGGUGUUUUCUGAGAAUCCUAUUUACGAUAACGAACAAAAUUUCUGUAUCACAUGCAACCAUAAAUUCGCCUCUUGGAGCACAUUUAGGGGUCAUAAACAGCAACACAGACUGAAAAUUAUUGAAAAGCAAGUCUUUGAGAAGACCGAAGAGAUAUUAACUUGCGAAUUCUGCUUCAGACGAUAUGGGUCCGCGUUUAGCUUGAGGCAGCACACUGUGAUUCGUCAUAAAAAUAUGAUUCCAAAAUUUUUCAAAGAUGACCCAACCUACCUCCAAUGCCGAUUUUGUCAUAAGCAAUUUGACAAACCAAUGAAACGGUAUAAACACGAAAAAAUUCACGCUGUAGAGAAAAAGCCAUACCGAUGUUCACUUUGUCUGCAAACCUUCUCCAAGAUGAACAGGCGCAACAUUCAUGAAUUAAUGCAUGGAGACGAAGACAAGGAUUUGACUGGAUGGAAACCGAUAGACAUGACAAAAAUAUUGUUUCCUGAAAAUCUCCACUAUUGCACGACGUGCAAUUUUGGAUUUGGCUCUAGAGCCAGCUUAGAAGCUCACAAUCGAAUACAUGUGGAAAAGGUUCAGGAAGAAACAGGAGUUCUGCCUAAAUUUACGUUUAAUUGCGAUUUUUGUUCUAAACAAUUUGAGUCAGAAGAAGGAUUAAGACGACAUGUUGUACCCCAUCACGGAGAUAAGAUUCCAAAGUCAUUCAAAGACGACCCAACAUACCUUAAAUGUUGCUUUUGUCAGAUGGAAUUUGAGACACCAACAGAACGUUAUGAACACGAGAAAAGUCGAUGUUCACUCUGCCCGGAAUAUUUCACGAGUCGCGCGAAGCGCAAAAUGCAUGAAUCCACUCACAAUGAAGACGGACCAAAGCCAAAGAAAAUAGUAAGAGUCGUAUUCACUCGAAAUCCGAAAUUCGAUUACAAGAAACUCUUCUGUAUAACAUGCAAUCGUGGGUUUGCCACAAGAGAGGCCCUGUCAAGACACGAAGGACUGCACAAGAGAUGGAUUCUUGAAAAACAACUCAGUGGACUGAAAGCCAAAUUUUCAUGCGUGUUUUGCUCUAAGCUUUUUGUUACACAAAGGCUUUUGAAGGAACAUACUGCACGCUAUCACCGAGAUAAAAUUCAUAGUUCCUCGCAGGAUGAUCAGUUUGAAGGAUCGACAGAAUGUUAUGAACCCGAGGAGAGUCAGGAUGAAAAGCGAAAAGAGUACAAGUGCUCGCUAUGCCCGAAAACUUUCAUGGAUAACUUUUCGCGCAGAUUACACGAAUCAGCUCAUAAAGAAUUCGGUGUUCGUCCACCGGAAGAACAAGCAACAAACGUGUUUCCCGAAAAAGUAGAAGUUGAAGAACAGAAAUUUGUCUGUCCAACAUGUGAUCGUGCAUUCACUUCCAGGGUCAGCCUUGUAAUUCACAAACAACAACACAGAAAAAAGAAGUUGCGUAAAAAACGAGAAAUUUCGCCGGAACGCGCAAUUAGUUGUGAAUUUUGCUCGAGACAAUUUGUCUCAGAGAAGAAUUUCAGACUUCACAUUGUAUUGCAUCACGGCGAUAAAAUUCCGGCAUAUUUCAAGGACGACCCAUCGUACCUUCAAUGUCGAUUUUGUUAUAUGGAAUUUGAGAGACCAACAGAACGUUACAAACACGAGAAAAGUCACGCUAAGGAAACGGCGCCGUAUCGAUGUUUAAUAUGCCGAAAACUCUUCAAGCAUUGCUACACGCGCAAAGCGCACGAGUCACGACAUAAAGACGGAUCUAACGUGAGGAGAUUUGAAAGGGUCGUGUUCUCUGAAAAUCCAGAAUUCGAUGACGACAAAUUCUUCUGUAUAACAUGCAAUCGUGGAUUUGCCAAUAAAUGCAGCCUUACAAGUCAUAAACAAAAACAUAGACUGAGGAUACGUGAAAAAGAAAGUAUUCUACUGGAGCCGACAAUAGCUUGCGAAUUUUGCUCUCGACACUUUCAAUCGAUUAACCUUCUCAGGGACCACAUUGUGCCGUAUCACGGAGAAGAAAUUCCAACAAUUUUCAAGGACGAUCCAACAUACUGUCAUUGUCGAUUUUGUUCUGAGCAAUUCGAAACACCAACGGAACGUUACGAACACGAGAAAAGUCACGCCGGAGAAAAGAGACCGUAUCGAUGCUCACUAUGCCCAAGAUGCUUCGUGGAUGAGUACAAACGCAAAAUGCACGAAAUGCUUCACGAAGAAAACGAUAGUCAACGACCUAAACUUGUCUUUUCUGAAAAUCCGAUUUAUGAUGACAAAAAACUUUUGUGUAUAACAUGCAAUCGUGGAUUUAUCUCUAGAAGCAGCCUUAAAAGUCACAAAAGAAAUCACAGAAUGCUGAUUUUUGAAAAACAAAGCGGCGUUCCGCUGCGGGGCCCAUUUACUUGUGAGUUUUGCACUGAUCAAUUUGAAUUAGCAGACGCUUUAAGGCGACACGCUGUACUGCAUCACGGAGAUCAGAUUCCAAUGGUAUUCAAAAACGAUCCAACUUACCUUAAGUGCUGUUUUUGUCAUAUGGAAUUUGAGACACCAACAGAACGUCACCAACACGAGGAAACCCACGCCGGGGAAACAACACCGUAUCAAUGCGCAUUUUGCCCAAAAUCUUAUUCUAACAACUCGAAACGCAGAUAUCACGAAUUCGGCCAUAGAGAUCAUCGUUCACGUCGUCGUGCUCAACGUACUGAAACUUCCGCAAACCAAGCAGUUUUUCAUGAUCACGUUGGUAUCGCCCAAUCUGAGGGUGAAUAUUUCGAAUUAAAUGUGUUAACCUAGCCAUACUAGAAAACGUUCUCUACAAUGUAUUCGAGGUAAUUCGGCCAAACCUUGUCGUUUUCAACCUUGACCACAAGUAUUAGGCAACACCUAUAUUUUCCUUAUUUUUGGUUUGUGGUAGAAAACGAAAUGUCUCUGCGUCUGGGUUGGAAUUUAUGGGGCCAUCCAUAAAUUACGUCACACGAAUUUCAUGAUUUUUUUACCGCCCCUCCCCCGUAUCUAAAAAUUGUUGAAUUAAAACAACAAUUCCGAAAUUAUUUAAAUUAUUUUUUUAAUAAAAUCAACAUCAAAUCAAACUUCUUUUUCUUUAGCCUUUGUCGCGCUCACAAGCGGGGUCGGCUCGUCAUGAUCGGUGGUUGACGCCACU